AUUUGAUGCCCACGCGCAAGGGGCCAAGGCACAAUAACUCUCUCUCUCUCUCUACUUUCUCUCUCCCCUUCCUUCUUUCCCGAAGAGGGUGACCCCCCUACGCACCCAAAAGGAAAAGAUUGAACAUCAAAAGUAUGGUAAACUCUCUGAAUUAUUGGGGGAAGACAAAAGCUUGGGAAAGCGACCCUUCCUCUCUCCCCCUGUACUACCCAGCAAAAAGCUGUCCCUCCCCAUUGCACAAUCGGGAGGGAAAGAGAGAUUAAAGCACAACUAGCCCAUCACUCCACUACAUGUAGGUUCUACCGUUCUAGAGUCCAGGGACUAAUUUAUCCUCCCACCAAAACCUACUAUUUCUCUUCCUCCUUGGGAUUAUUGCCCUGCUGCUGCUGCUCUGCCGAGAUGCCUAGGCCGGGCCCGAGGCCGUAUGAGUGUGUCCGGCGAGCUUGGCAUAGCGAUAGGCACCAAUCCAUUAGAGGUUCCAUCAUUCAGCAGAUUUUCAGGGUCGUCAAAGAGGUUCACAGCUCCGUAACGAAGAAUAACAAGGAAUGGCAAGAGAAGCUGCCUUUGGUGGUUUUCAGAGCAGAGGAAAUUAUGUAUUCCAAAGCCAAUUCUGAGGCUGAGUACAUGAAUCUCGACACGCUAUGGGACAGAGCAAAUGAUGCGGUUAACACAAUUAUCCGGCGAGAUGAGGGCACUGAAACCGGGGAGCUUCUGCCGCCUUGUGUCGAAGCUGCCCUUAAUCUUGGUUGCACUCCAGUAAGAGCUUCGAGAAGCCAACGCCACAGUAAUCUGAGUUACCUCACUCCAAGAGCUCAAGACCCCGCUUCUACCCCCGCUAGGGUUUUGGAUAAAACUACAGAUGAACGGCGCCCUCAGUUUUCUCUGCAUCACUCUAGCAAUCAAUUGAACUUUGCAAAAGCCUCAAAUGUGAGUUCUGCGCAUUUGGUCCCAGAAUCUUACAGCCGCAUCAACCAAAGUACUAACCUCACUAGCCCUCUGAGUUACCCUUUUGCACUUGAGAAUGUUCUUGCUGGCCAUAACCAGUUAGCAACAAUGUCAACCAACAAUCCCUUGAACUCGGGUUCAGUAUAUCCGUUAUAUUAUGGAACUCACCAUCAACCCCAAAAGCGCCAGGUCGUUCAUCAGGCUCCAGAAAAUACACAUUCUAGGACUCUAUAUGUUGGUACUCCAAUUGUUACAUCAGUUAUGGAGCCUACAAAGCAGAACCUUUUCUCCUCUCAAGGUGCUGAAAAUGUGUCACACAGAUUCACACAAGAAGUCAUGGACACCCAGGAGAAGCCACGAGAAACAGAAUGUGAUUUAUCAUUGACGCUUGGUCCUGCUCUCCACCCAUGUACUCAAAGAAGGUUGGCCAGUGAAAUGGAAGAUUUUGGUUCAAGAAAUUCUCAAGAGGGGGGAAAGUUAAAUGAUGUUUCUUCACCGAGAAGUAAGGAAUUCUGUUUCUUUCCCACAGAGACUGCUUAUGAUCGCGUUGAGUCCACUUCCAGUAUGUGGAAUUCAGAGAGCGGUCGUAGUUCUGAGGCAACUAUAAGGAAGCGCAAGGCACCUUUUAGUACCAACGAGGAAGAUAGACAAUUUUGCUGGCAACCAGAUGUCAUUCCCAACAGGUUUACUGGUCGAACUACAGGGCCUGGACUGUGCUGUGAUAAAUUGUACUCCUCUCUGAAAAAUUGGCAUAACGGUCUGGGGCGUCCACACGGAUGGCUUCUUUCCAACAACUUCUUUACCGCAGAACCCUAGAAAAUUAUGUCUUAGGUAACUUAUUGUGCAUUGUUUGAUUCAGAUAAUAAGUUAGCCGUUCUUUUAAGCUUAUAUGUUGAGUAAUGAGAUUAAGUGCUUAUCCGGCCCCAUUGUGUUAUCGAUUUCAAGAGAAAUUCUUUGCC
Malus domestica (apple) is the source of this 1904-nucleotide messenger RNA. RefSeq lists its product as uncharacterized. Gene Ontology annotation, molecular function: transcription coregulator activity. The record is from RefSeq and is a predicted model, not a curated record. Gene Ontology annotation, biological process: regulation of DNA-templated transcription. NCBI's taxonomy places the organism in Eukaryota, Viridiplantae, Streptophyta, Magnoliopsida, Rosales, Rosaceae.